UAUACGUAAUUUUGAUAAAUUAUCUGCUGCAUAUUAAGUGAGUACUUACAUUAGUAACUAUUUCAUAAAGUACCUCAGUAAGGGGAAGGACUCUGCUGUGCAAUAAUUUCAAACAUUUUAGCCUUUUCAUGAGACAUGGAUCUCAAUAUAAUGGAUAAACUACGCAUACUAAAAAUAGAUACAGAACUGCGACCACAAAUCAAAAUGAAAUCGAUGAGUCGUUAUUACUUCAUGACCUCGACGAAUCCAGGCGAGCAGUUCUUUGUGUUUGCUUCCACAGCAGCAUGGUUGAUACGGAAAACUGGCAAAGAGUUUGAACAACCGAACGAAGAAGACGACCCUAACUCUGUUAUAGCAUCAAUACUAGACAUAUUAAGAGAAAAAGACAUAACAGUUGACUUUUCAUCAUACAAACUGAAACAGGGAUGCGGUGAUCAAGUAUGCUACAUUUUAAACGUAUUAGCCGAUGAGGCUUUGAAAAACGAGAACUUUGAAUGGCAAAAACCCGUCGUAAACAUUCCGGAUACAGAAGAAUCUGUAGACGAUUUAGAUCAAGUUGAGGAUGAAACAGAAAUAAUACUUGAUAAGGUAGAAGAAGAAAUGGGUAUAUACUCUGAAGAAUCGGAAGGCGAGGCAUAUGGCAGUGCAGAAGAAAAGGAACCUAAUGAUUUGGGCAAUAGAGUACAUGAUUCAGAAGCUUGGAAGUUGGAGUUAGAGAGAGUAGCUCCAGCGUUAAGGUUAAAGAUUGCAGCUGAUGGCAGAGAUUGGAGGGCAAGACACGCCCAAAUUAGAACAUACCGCGAUGAACUCUUCGAUAGAUUCAAAACAACAGGAACACAGCUAAACAAACUCCAUAAUAACAUAAGUUCUGUAAUGGACAAGAUUGCAGCCAGAGAGAAUAUAUUAAACGAACAAUUUGAACCUCUUGUUAGAGAAUACGGAACUCUCCUUGACGAGCUGAAUAAAGUUACAAAUGAAUACAAAGAAGUCAGCGUAGGUGUUACCGAAAGGCAAGAAAUGCUGAAUGAACUAACAACUAAAGUAGAAAACAUAAAACAGAGAACAGAGUCCAAAGGUUCGUCAAUGAAUGACAACUCCCCAUUAGUAACAGCAAAGAAAGGGGUUGAGACCCUUAAAAAGGAUAUUCAAGAACUCGACUUCCAGAUUAUUAUUUUGCUGUGGUUGCUCAUAUCUAAGGAAAAUCCAAAGAGCAAUAACUACUUAGUCAGCGCUGAAUCAAGAAUGGUUAACACUGAAGCUUAUUAACACAAUAUCCACAGAAUAAAUAGAUCUAUGCCCAUAGACAAGACAAUAAAUAGACGUUGAACACUGUAUAAAUGCGAUAUGUACCUAUGAUUGGUACAAGUAUAUUAUACUUUUAUUACAUACCUUCUUGGACACGGUGAUUGGCGCGUUGUCUUUACAUACAAACGGUAGUGUGGAACUACCAGAGCUUCUAAUGUAAUACCACAUAGCUCCUGACAUUAGAGCGAUGUUACAAUCCAAUGACGUCACGGAAAUUAGCUGCAGAGUGAUGAGAGAUCAAGACGAGGCGACUGCGGGUGGGAGAAAGGUGCGCGUAGUUGCGUCUCUAUGUUACCGCUGAUACCAUACCAAAGUUUGCAUUGCACACCUUCACACACGAUUUCCCAAAGCG
Molecule: messenger RNA, 1657 nt
Organism: Bicyclus anynana (squinting bush brown)
Lineage: Eukaryota; Metazoa; Arthropoda; Insecta; Lepidoptera; Nymphalidae
Gene: IFT57
Product: intraflagellar transport protein 57 homolog
Exons: 1
Coding region: 136-1266 (376 amino acids)
Biological process (GO): intraciliary transport; non-motile cilium assembly
Cellular component (GO): centrosome; intraciliary transport particle B; cilium
Source: RefSeq, a predicted model, not a curated record